AUGGCCGAGCAGACACUUCCAGACGGUACCGUUCACCCGACGUGGGAGUGGUUCUCCGGCGGCGAGAUAUCGACCUGCUAUAACUGUGUCGACUGUCAUGUAGUGGCCGGCAACGGGGACAAGGUGGCCAUAUACUAUGACAGUCCGGUGACCAAUACGAAGGAAAGAUAUACGUACAAACAACUUCUUGAUGAGGUUGAGACCCUAGCCGGAGCGCUUAGGGAAGAAGGCGUCAAGAAGGGAGACGUGGUAAUGCUGUAUAUGCCGAUGAUCCCCGCGGCGUUAAUUGGAAUCCUCGCAGUUAACCGUCUUGGAGCCAUCCAUUCAGUUGUCUUUGGCGGCUUUGCACCGAAUGCGCUAGCUCAGCGCAUUGACGCCUGUCAGCCAGUUGCUCUCCUCACGGCCUCCUGUGGCAUUGUUGGGAAUAGGCCUCCCAUCGCCUAUCAACCACUGGUCGAGGAGGCGAUCGAUCUGUCUUCGCACAAGCCCGAGAGCACUGUGAUCUGGCAACGAAAGCAAUUGCGCUGGGAGAUUAAGAGCUGGUGGAGCGUCCAGUGGGGAUGGCUGCAAAGUAUAAUCUUUGGAGGCAAGACGACUUGCGCAAACCAAGUGUCCUGGCAAGAGUAUGUUAGUAGCGCAAAGGCGCGAGGGAUCAAAGCCGAUUGCGUAGCGGUCAAGAGCGAGGAUCCCGUGUAUAUUAUGCAUACCUCCGGGACAACAGGCGCCCCCAAGGGAGUGCGUCGCGACACCGGUGGACACGCUGUGGGCUUACACUUAUCCAUCAGCUACAUUUUUAAUAUCCAUGGCCCCAAAGACGUGUCCUUCACGGCGUCAGAUAUCGGCUGGGUCGUCGGCCACUCCUACAUCCUCUACGCACCGUUGCUCGCGGGCGCUUCCACAGUGCUAUACGAAGGCAAGCCGGUGGGGACUCCUGACGCGUCUGCCUUUUGGCGAGUCGUCGAGGAGUACAAGGUCAAUACCAUGUUUACGGCGCCGACGGCCCUUCGAGCCAUCAAAAAUGACGAUCCGAAUAACGAGUCGCUCUCGAAGAUUGGUGAGCGCGGAGGGCUACGAUCUCUCAAAGCACUUUUCCUGGCGGGCGAGCGUUCAGAACCUACCCUGAUCUCUAUGUACCAGAAUCUUCUGACUCAAUAUGGCGCACCAUCCUGUCACGUUAUCGACAACUGGUGGUCCACAGAGGCCGGUUCGCCCAUCACGGGGCGAGCACUCACGCCGCAUGCGGGGCAGGACCGCAAGACGAGCCUACGGGACUAUCCACCACCGCCCGUGAAACCUGGAAGUGCUGGGAAGUCGAUGCCAGGAGCCGGGUCUAUGGGGAAUAUUGUCUUGGGAUUGCCGCUGGCGCCGACCGCGUUCCGCACGCUGUGGGGCGACGAGGAAAGAUUCUACAAAAGCUAUCUGAAGCGAUUUGAUGGAAAAUUUCUCGAUACCGGAGACUCAGGGUGGAUUGAUGAAGAGGGCUAUGUGCAUGUCAUGAGUAGGAACGACGACGUGCUCAACGUCAGUGCCUAUCGAUUGUCCAGCGGAGCCAUCGAGCAAGCCAUCUCUUCUCAUCCACUGGUGGCGGAAGCCUGCAUCGUCGGCAUUCCCGACGAGCUCAAGGGCCAACUACCGUUCGCAUUCAUCACUCUCACUCAAUCUGACCACCCCGAGUCUGUUUUACCUAAUAGCAAGAUUGCUCUCGAGAUCCAGUCGCUCGUGCGCAAGCAAGUGGGCGCCUUUGCAUCGAUCGGGGGCAUGAUCCAAGGAAAGGGCAUGAUUCCCAAAACAAGAUCGGGGAAGACGCUGCGACGGGUGCUCCGAGAAUUGGUCGAGAAUGGUGUCCAUGGUGAGUUUGCAAAAGAGGUUGCAGUUCCCAGCACCGUCGAGGAUGCAGUCGUGGUCGAGGUCGCUCGAGCCAAGGUGAAGGAGUAUUUUGAAACGAGUGGUGGGAAGCACAGGGCCAUCGAAGCCCGAGAGAAGUCAUAA
Aspergillus nomiae NRRL 13137 is the source of this 1989-nucleotide messenger RNA. RefSeq names its product putative acetate-CoA ligase. Lineage: Eukaryota; Fungi; Ascomycota; Eurotiomycetes; Eurotiales; Aspergillaceae. The transcript is spliced from 4 exons. The record is from RefSeq and is a predicted model, not a curated record. Bases 1 to 1989 code for a protein of 662 amino acids.